GGGGCAUUUUGGAGUUUAAUUAUGAAUUUUGGUAGGAGAAUGAUCAUGUGGGUCUAGAUUGGUGAUAUAGCCCCCGUGAAUUGUCCUGUUGAUUGCUCAAUAGGGUACAAUAAAAUUACUGGACCUGAUUAGCUCGUAGGGCCAACCUUCCUGCGAUCUACAUGGUUCAACAGUGGGUAGUGGUUGGAUCAGGAAUUGUUUCUACUGAACAAAUCCUGGACUUGGAAAUUGGAUGGUUGGGUUUGGUUGAUGGGGGAGAUUUUUCCAGCGUCGCCAAUCCAUGGUGGAGCUUGCUAGAUGAACGGUUUGGAUCGUUGAAAGAUGGUCCCUCUUGUAUGGAAUGCUGGCGCGGAUGAAGAUGUAUGGUAGUUUGGAGCAUUUUUCUCUCUUUGAGAAGAAAAUUUUCCAUCAAGUGCCUGCUUCGGCCGGGGUUUUCAAAAGCCAUCAAGGAAUUGGUGAACAAAAUUAGAGGUCGGAGUGCAAUCUUUAAUUUUGCAGAAUCUAAUGAUUUGCAUUCUGGAGUGGACAAAGCCUCUCCCGAGAAGAGCAAGAAAAGAAGGCUGAAGACCCCAUCACAGGUUGAAGCAUUAGAGAAAUUCUAUAAUGAGCACAAGUACCCCUCGGAAUCAAUGAGAGCGCAGGUUGCAUUGGAGAUAGGAUUAUCAGAGAAGCAGAUUUCAGGGUGGUUUUGCCAUAGACGGUUGAAGGACAAAAAGCUAUUGAAAGAGGAAUCUUAUGUGAAUGGAAAACAAGAUAUUUCAAAUGGGGUCAUGCCGGAUCAUGGCAGUGGACUAAGGCAGGAUUCAUGUGGGAGCACCAAACCAGGGGAGUAUAGGCAUCUCGAUACUAGAGAGGUAGAAAGCCGGAGGUUUUAUACCCAGGAUUAUCCGGCGGCAGUGCUUGCUCAUGAAAGUAGGAGUCAACAUAUAAAUGGUGGAGAUUAUGAUGCCGCAGAUGACACUUCUUCAGGAAGUAGUGCAGCUUCACAAGGUAGACUGUUACCUCUGAGAUAUUCAUCUCGUGAUAACAGCUCUACAUUGAUGAAUGCUGAGGGCGUAAAAGGCAGGGGAUACAUGAUGGCAUCAAGGUAUUUAUAUUUGCAAGAUGAGAUUGAAAAUCCUGCUAUCUCUGCUGUUAAAAGGCAACUCGGGAGGCAUUAUCGUGAAGAUGGCCCACCAGUUGGUGUGGAAUUCCAGCCACUUCCACCUGGCGCAUUUGAUUCACCAAUUGGGGAUUCAGUUCAUGAGCCAUACUAUGUUGGAGAUCCUAUCUUGCAAAGUUCUCGCAGCACAAGAGUUAGUAAGGAAACAAAUGUGGGUGCUGCACAUGACAGAUACAAAUACGAGACACAUCCUCGUGGCCCAUAUGAAGGGGCUGGUUCGAGGAGAACUGCUGGGUGUAUGGAUCUUCAGGACAAGUUCGCUAGCUACCCAUUGGCUCGAAGAUCUUCUAUCAGCAGUUAUGGUGAUCAUGCUCCUGAUCGGAACUCUGCGAUGGAGAUGGAUGAUGAUUCUGUCAAGGAAGCUUCCGAGUUCAGCACCAAGAACUAUGGGACAUUGCUCAAGUACAAGGUAGAAGGGAGAUCUGUUUCCAGCAAAGAUCGCCGUCUUCAUCUUUAUGAAGGAAAUGUUAUUGCGAAAGAAUCAACUUAUCCUCGAGUACAGAAUGAUGAUACAGGCAGCGCGUUUCAUAGAAAUGAAUACUUUGAGGCUGAAGCUACUGAUUCGGUACUCCGGCACUAUGCCUCUCUUGAUGCUGAGGACAGACUACAAUCUAAAAAGAUGACAAAGGUGAAAAAGCUUUUUAAAGAGAGGAAAACAAAUAAAGAUGAUGAAAAUCCAGUUCGUUUAAAGACGCUUGUGAAAAGUGAAACAAAGAUGGGGAAGAAGAUUAAGGGCAACAAAUUACAGGGACAGAAUUAUGCAUCAACAUUGGCUUCUGCUCAGGAAUUGCCGUGGACAAAACCUGUUAAAAGUUAUCAACGAUAUUAUCGACAAUAUGAAUAUUGUUUCCGUAUCCUUGGCUAGCAAAACUUGUGUCGAAGCCAGUACUUGGAACAUUAGUAAUGGCCCACCCCAAUAUGUAGUACAGGGGUGAGCCAGUCCAUUUCAAAUUUAAGCCAAUUUUGGAGAUCAAAACACAACAUUUGAGUGAUAUUAGAUGAAUAGAAGUGGAAUGAAUCGUUAUGGGAACAAUUAGGAGGGGAAACUAUUCACUUCUUCUUUUUUUUUGUUUUCUUUUUGUUGUAUUUGAAUAUAAUGAGCGCUUAUAUUUAUCAAAUAAUGAUUGAUUUGUGUUU
This is a messenger RNA of Magnolia sinica, 2299 nucleotides long. RefSeq names its product homeobox-DDT domain protein RLT2. The coding region runs from base 363 to 2027 and encodes 554 amino acids. The record is from RefSeq and is a predicted model, not a curated record. Lineage: Eukaryota; Viridiplantae; Streptophyta; Magnoliopsida; Magnoliales; Magnoliaceae. The transcript is spliced from 8 exons. Gene Ontology annotation, molecular function: DNA binding.